Molecule: messenger RNA, 2964 nt
Organism: Linderina pennispora
Lineage: Eukaryota; Fungi; Kickxellomycota; Kickxellomycetes; Kickxellales; Kickxellaceae
Product: heavy metal translocatin
Exons: 9
Coding region: 415-2964 (849 amino acids)
Biological process (GO): copper ion homeostasis; monoatomic cation transport
Cellular component (GO): membrane
Molecular function (GO): copper ion binding; ATP hydrolysis activity; P-type divalent copper transporter activity
Source: RefSeq, a predicted model, not a curated record
CGCUUUGUAUUUCCUCAUUCACCAGCCCUUCCUUACACGGUGGCUUUUACUUGUAUAUUCACAGCAGCACUACCCAAAAAAUCAUCGCGGUCGCCGUAUAUUCCCUACGCACCUGCCCUAUUGACCAUUCGGCAACACCCACUAUUCGUCCGCCUUGCUUCCUGUCUAAUCGAAACGGCGCAGCAAUUGUACGCACGCCACUCUUCUGUGCUUAUCUCUAAAAACUCUGUACCCCAGACUGCGCUCCUCGACGAGAGUAUUCGACGCAGCUGUCUAUAAAUCACCCAAGGCUUCCUUCCAUCCAGACUAGCCGAGGUGCAAGGGCUUUGCCUAUUUCUGCAGAUCUACUGCUUUCAACAGCAACUACACCGACUAUUGUACCUUACAUACACCCCCGCUACAACCCACUCCACCAUGUCACUCAAUUCAGACAAGCAAACUAUCGACUUCCGCUACAGCAGCAGCAGCAGCUGCACUGGGGCUCCAGGUUCGGUGGACCAUCAUACCGAGACACAGCCCGAGACCGAAACAGUGCUGAGUGUCACUGGCAUGACAUGCGCGUCGUGCGUCAACAGCAUUGAAGGACACAUUGGCAGCUUUGACGGCGCCGUCAGCAUCAGCGUCGAUCUGAUGACAGCACAGGCGACAGUGCGGCACUACACACACGCCUUGCCCGUCGCCGACCUCUGCACAGCCAUCGAGGACAUGGGUUAUGAUGCAGCCGUGCUGAGCACCAAGACACUGGCUCCUGUCAGCGAUGCCACGAAGGCUGACGCCAAGGCGAUCCUCGGCGAGAGCGCAGUCGAGUCGUGGUUCAAUGUCGAGGGCAUGACGUGCGGGUCAUGCGUGGCGACCAUCACAUCUCUGCUCAAUGACCUGCCGGGCGUGGAGGCUGCCGAUGUGCAGCUUCUCACAGCACAGGCGAUGGUCAAGCACAUUCCGCGCGAGAUUGGCGUGCGCGAGAUUGCCGAUGCCCUGACGGAUGCCGGGUAUCCAGCGACGCCGCUGGACGGGGCAGACUCGAGCAGCGCAGCUGAUCCGCAGGCCAUGCUGCGCUUCCUGUGGUCGCUGGCAUUCCACCGCAAGGUGUUCCAGAAGUACUCGGUCUCGGUCAUCUGCACCUUCUUCAUCGCCACAGCCACGCAGUUCACGCUCGGCCUGUUCUUCUACAAGCACGCAUACAAGUCGCUGGUGCGUGCCAAGACUGCCAACAUGGAUGUGCUGAUUGCGCUGGGCACCACCGCCGCCUACGCUGGCUCGAUCAUCAGCGUGGUCUUGCAGCAGGGUGCUGGCGAGCAGUUCUUUGAAACCGCUGUGUUCCUGAUGACGUUUGUGUUCCUCGGCCGCUGGCUCGAGGCAAUCGCCAAGGGCCGCACUGUCGGCGCUGUCGAGGCCCUGGUGAAGAUGCAGCCCGACGACGCCCUGUUGCUCGGCGACCUGCUGCAAGUCAACAACGGCAUGCGCGUGCCGUGCGAUGGUGUGAUCGUCCGCGGCAACACCGAGAUCGACGAGUCGCUGCUGACUGGCGAGUCGCUGCCGGUGGCCAAGGGCGAGGGGUCGGCAGUGACCGGCGGCACGCUGAACCUGUCGCAGUCGUCGUCGACGCUGGCGCGGAUCGUCAAGCUGGUGCGGGACGCGCAGUCGAGCAAGCCGCAGAUCCAGGAGGUUGCCGACCGGGUGGCCAACCGGUUUGUGCCGCUGGUCGUCCUGGCGUCGGUGCUGGUGUUCUUUGUCUGGCUCAUCAUCGGUGCCACGGGGAAUAUCAAGGCCGACUGGCUGGCGUCGAAGCUUAUGGGCGGACUGGGCGGCAAGCUCUCGCACACCGACAGCAUGGGACAUAUGGACGAUGCACCGCCGAUGAAGUACCCGAUCUUUGCGCUCCUCAAUGCCAUCAGCGUGCUGGUCAUUGCGUCGAUCAUGGUCGGCACAGGGCUGGCCGCUCGCAUGGGCAUUCUGGUCAAGGGCGGCGGCGCUACGAUGGAGGCUGCGAGCAAGAUCGACAUCGUCGCAUUCGACAAGACCGGCACCCUGACCAUUGGCAAGCCCGCAGUCUCGGACCACUUUAUCGAGCAGUCGCGCGCUGAGGCCAUUUCGGGCUGGCUCUAUGCACACAUUGUCGAGAUCGAGUCGCUGAGCAGCCAUCCGCUGGCCGCCGCCAUUUGUGCGUAUAUCCGCGAGCACACGCAGUCGGACUCGGUGCGUGCGCAGCUGCUUGAGCACCAGGAGCUGCCUGGCCGCGGCAUGCAGGCGACUGUCGAGCUCCCAGCAGAGAUUGCCCACGCGCUUGGCUGGACUGGAGUUACCACUGCCCAUCUGCUUGUUGGCAAGGAGGCGUGGGCCAAGGAGGAGGGCUGCCUGAUGGACGUCCCCAUGGGCACACGCGCGCACAUGCGCGGCAAGGUCGUCGCAGCCUUUGCGCUGUCCGACCAGGUGCGUCCGGAGUCGCGCGAGGUUGUGCGCCAGCUGAAGCGUCGCGGAAUCGAGGUCUGGAUGAUCUCCGGCGACCAGCAGGCGGCGGCCAAUGCCAUUGCAGCACAGCUCGGUAUCGACCAUGUCAUGGCCGGCGUUCUGCCCGAUCAGAAGUCCGAGACCAUCCGCACGCUGCAGCGCCGUGGCAAAAGCGCCCGUUUGCCAAGGUCGCCAUGGUCUGGCGAUGGAAUCAACGACGCGCCGGCGCUGGCGCAGGCUGAUACGGCGCCGGCGCUGCUGAUGCGGCCGACGCUGCUCUCGCUGCUGACACUGCUCGACCUGUCCCGCAUUGUGUUCCGCCGCGUCAAGCUCAACUUUGUGUGGGCGUCCAUGUACAAUGUCGUGUGCAUUCCGAUCGCAGCAGGCAUCCUGUACCCAGCCAUCAACCGCGGACUGCCACCAGUUAUCGCUGGACUCCUGAUGAUUGCCAGCAGCCUGACGGUCAUGAUGAGCAGCCUGUCGCUGAAGCUCUUCCGCGAACCAAAAUACAACUGA